Messenger RNA from Carassius auratus (goldfish), 2251 nucleotides. RefSeq names its product circadian locomoter output cycles protein kaput-like. The transcript has 7 exons. Gene Ontology annotation, molecular function: protein binding; nuclear receptor activity; transcription cis-regulatory region binding. Bases 1 to 2199 code for a protein of 732 amino acids. Gene Ontology annotation, biological process: response to xenobiotic stimulus; regulation of transcription by RNA polymerase II; xenobiotic metabolic process. Gene Ontology annotation, cellular component: aryl hydrocarbon receptor complex; nucleus. The record is from RefSeq and is a predicted model, not a curated record. Lineage: Eukaryota; Metazoa; Chordata; Actinopteri; Cypriniformes; Cyprinidae.
AUGGUCGUGGUCUUCUUUCUGGAGGCCUUCAACAAUGUUGACACCAGGGGAAAGGUGGUUCUUGGUUACACUGAGAUUGAGCUGUGUAUGAGAGGCUCUGGCUAUCAGUUCAUUCAUGCUGCGGACAUGAUGCACUGUGCUGACAACCAUGUCAGAAUGAUAAAGACUGGAGAAAGUGGUUUAACUGUCUUCAGACUUCUCACGAAGGGGGGUACAUGGAUCUGGGUGCAGUCCAAUGCUAGGCUUGUUUAUAAAGGGGGAAGACCAGACUUCAUUAUUGCUCGACAAAGAGCACUAACUAAUGAGGAGGGUGAGGAACACCUCCGUCAAAGGAAGUUGCAGCUACCUUUUAGCUGCCCCACUGGUGAGGGUGUCUUGUAUGAGACUGGCCCCACACUGGACAUCGCUGACAUGCAAAAUCCCAGCAAGGGCCAGAAUAUGCAGAAACCUCCAUCUCUGGACCCAGAUUCUCUUCUCGGCUGCAUGCUGAAACAGGAUCAGUCUGUCUACAACAACAACAAUGACCCCAAUUCCCAGUUCACCCUUGACAAGGCUUUCGGGGAUAGCCACGCCCUGCUCAAUGUCCCUGGGAACACCUGGCAGCCGUCAGCCCUGAACACUGGGAUAAAGGAGGAAAGUGUGGUAAAGGACAUGAUGGAUAGCUUGCAACAGAUUAUUGGGGACAACAGUAUUUGUGGGCUUCAGGGGUUUGAUGUGGACGAAUCGGACCUGAAGGAGUGGGAGAACACUCUGCUCAGGAUGAACUACAGCAACGAAAUGGAACUUAAUGAAAUCAUCACCGAUGACAUCCUCUCUUAUGUCGAGGAUGCACUUUUUAAGGACAGUGGCAUUCAGUUGCCUGAACAACUCAAGAGCCAGGGUUCAUUUGUUGAGGUGCCUGAGUGUCUUCCAGAAAUGGAACUACAGAAUAACUUAGCUGUUAACCAGGAAUUCAACUGCCAGGCAGAUAUACUCAGUGGAUCCCCAGGUGCAGGUGGGUUCGUCGGAAUGAACAUCCAAGAUGAAGUGGACGUCAGUAGCCCUGGAAGAGGGUUGGUGAAGCUCAACCAUAUGGGGCCACAGAUGCUACCUGGCAACUCUUUUGGACAAUCAUUUGGACUAGAAGAGACAACCCAGAAGAUGCCUGGCAAUAAUAACAUUAUGUUUAAUCCUUCUCUUGCCAUGCAGCAGCCGACCCAAGUCAGGCUUGGUCUGCAAGGUGCCAUCCAAGAGAAUGGAAUGGUGCCAUGUGGCCAGAGAAACCUACAGACCGGAAACCAGCUCCAUCACAACACAAUGACUCUCCCUCUUCAAAGUCCUCUAUUGCAGGGCACUUCCACCCAGCCAAUGGGCUUUAUUGGCCAAAAUUCCCUUCCUCAAAAACCGUCAAUCAGUCAGAAACCUCAGUGGGUGUCUGACAGCAACAAUAUGAUGGAUAACCUGCAGAACUCUUGCACUCGUAAUAUUUCAGGUGUACAAGAUGCGGGACUACACUCUGGCCCAACUCCCCAACUACAAGGACAGUUUUCUCUUCACACUCAAAACGCUGCCAAUCCUGGACUGCCUAGCUGGCAGCAAUCACAGCCUCAACCGGUCUCCAAAUCAUUUUCCAGCGGGCAACAGAAUAUGACGGGCUUCAUCGGCCAAGUUGCAGGCUUCCAAAGAGACCUGCUUGGAGAACUGAUGUCGCACACAAACGGACAAGGAUUCGGGUCUGGUUUCCUGCCCCAGACAACUGCAAAUGGCAUUUAUCCUCAGCAAGGAGAGAUGAUCAACAACAGCCCUCAAUUGACCACCAACAGCUGCAUGUUCACCGGCACUCUUCAACCGACAGUGAACGGGACGCAGUAUGGUUCUGUUGAUCCAAUAUCUUCAGUGCCAUCCUGCCAGAGGGCUAAAGCUCUUGUUACCCAGAGUCCUAACCAAACAUCCUGCUACUACCAAAGAGUUCCAAGUGAGUCAAUCGUGGGAACGACGGUCAUCCCACAAGAAGACACCAAUAUCAGCCCCAUGGCCUGUCGAGUGCCACUUGGGUUAACUCCAGAGAACAUACUUGCUCAGCAGUAUCUCUCCUGCAAUGGCCAGACACAGAUCGCAAACCCUCCACUUAAGGAGAAAGGAACGCUCCAUUUUCCAUCGUUGGUCAAUGGAACCACCUACUUUUCCGAGAACAACCAAAGCAGUUGCUGUGACUAUUAGAUCAUGCUCAAUACGGACUGAUACAUCAACAGUGCUGUGCCUUUUUCUAGGG